Messenger RNA from Triticum turgidum subsp. durum (durum wheat), 3537 nucleotides. Lineage: Eukaryota; Viridiplantae; Streptophyta; Magnoliopsida; Poales; Poaceae. The record is from the annotation of a GenBank genome assembly.
AUGAUGACGAUGAGCGAUGACGGAGACCGCACCUGCCCGCUCUGCGCCGAGGAGAUGGACAUCACUGACCAGCAACUCAAGCCCUGCAAAUGUGGCUACGAGAUUUGUGUCUGGUGCUGGCACCACAUCAUUGACAUGGCUGAGAAAGAGGACACAGAGGGGCGCUGCCCUGCCUGCCGCACACGCUAUGACAAGGACAGGAUUGUUAAGAUGGCUGCCACGUGUGACAGAACGGUAGCAGAUAAAAAUACAGACAAGAAGCAGAAGACCCAAAAGGUUAAGUCAAAGACACUGACUGUGGAAGCUAAGAAGCAUCUGGCCAGUGUCAGAGUUAUCCAGAGAAACCUGGUCUACAUAAUUGGGCUACCUGCAAAUUUAUGCAAUGAGAGUGUACUUGAGCGCAGGGAAUACUUUGGUCAGUAUGGAAAGGUUUUGAAGGUUUCAGUUUCUCGUCCAACUGGGGCUCCUUCCCAGCAGACAUCAACAAACAACGGUAUCAGCGUAUAUAUUACUUAUGCCAAAGAAGAAGAGGCCAUCCGGUGUAUUCAGGCUGUACACAAUUUUGUCUUGGAAGGGAAAGUGCUAAGAGCAUGCUUUGGCACCACGAAAUAUUGCCAUGCAUGGCUGCGGAACAUGACAUGUGGGAAUCCAGAUUGUCUCUAUUUGCAUGAUGUAGGCAGUCAGGAGGAUAGUUUCACUAAAGAUGAGAUAAUCUCAGCAUAUACCAGGUUUUUGCAUUCUUGCUAUAUAUAUUUUUCUCUUUAUUUUAGAAGAAGCUCCUGGCCUAGUAGGAAGUUUUGCCUCUCGAUGGAUUUGGAUUUGGAUGUCUAUUGUUGUACUACUACUUACUUUUGGAGUAGGGUUCCUCAAAUGGCGUCUAGUGUUUCCCAAAGACGUGCAGGAACUGUAUUGCCUCCUCCAGCAGAGGAUUUCUCUUACAGUGCGGUGGUUUCAGCCAAACAUACAAUCAAGAAUGGAACAACUAAUACCACAGGCCAAUCAAGACUGUCACCUCCAAACAGUAGUUCAGGGAGGUCCACGCUUCCACCAGCUACUUCAUGGGGGCAUCGUGAUUUGAACACACGGACAACCGCGACUGAGGUGGCGUCCUCGCAAUCUCUUACUAAAUCAAAAUCAGAGGCGCACAGUAAUUCACUUUCAAGUUCUUCUAUGAUUUCGAAUUCAAGACUACCUUCUUCAUGGAAUGAUGAUACAAGCACAGUACUGAAAAUGACUGAAGGGCGGCAAGUAUCAGAACGAGAUAGUUUGUCUAAAACCUUGAAGCCAUAUAGACCUGGUAUUGCAAAGGAAACCCAAGCUGUGACAUCACUGGAGUCUUCGUUGGACAUAGACUUUUCUACAAUACCUUCAGCCUGGAAUGAUGAUGAAAUUGUAGCAUCAGAUGAGACUUCAAAAGGAAGUGAGGAAAAGCAAGUUGUAAAUGGAAAGUUUAUUCCUUCAGCAUCCUCAAAACCAAUGGAACCGGGCCAGAUUGGGUCUAAGUCAUCAACAUCACCAAAGAAUGGCGAAGCCGUAAACAGUUCCAAGCAAAAUCUUGCAGAUUGUGUGCCACAUUCAGCAAUGUCUGGUUCUGUUUUAAAGAGGGACGAUGGUGACAGUAGACUUAGGGACACAGAAGUCGAGAAGUUGUCUGUUGGGGUAACUUCAGUAACUUUAGAUAGCAAAGAUACAGUUCAUAGUAUGGCAGAAAACCAACAGCUGGGUGCAGUUCCCGACACUUCCGUCGUGGUGCCUUUGAGUCAAAGUUUGAAGAAGGAACAAUCUCAUUUGAAGCUUGCUGGGCUUUCAUCAUCGGAAAAUAAGGACCCUGUACUUUCUUGUCAAUCUAGUUCUGAUAAGCAUCUUGACUGGAGCUCAGAGCUGCAAAGUUGUCGUGUGGCUUCUCCUUUGAAUGACAUAUGGCAUUCUUCUGUGGCCACUGAUAAACCCCAUGCCACUGCUAACACAUCACAUAUUUCUUUGUGGAAUGAUAAAGAAAUUAACCCUACUUUGACAAGUGAUGGUAGAACUUCUGGCACCAUGCUGCAUACCAGGUUAUCUUCAACUGACAAUGCUUCUACCACGUUGAAUGGACGUCAAGAGGGGCUAGGACCUAUGCAUACACCUGGUAUGGUUUCUGAACAUUCUGGUAUGCGAAACCACCAGCAUAGAGCACUGGAUGCAGCAAGAAAUGAUAACAUAGGCAGUUUUGGCAACACUGCAAGUGGAAAUAAAGACGAGGGCAGCAUAAUUUCUGAUAUAUUGUCUUUGGAGUUUGAUCCAUGGGAUGAGUCGUAUUCAACUGCAAACAAUUUUGUUAAGAUGCUUAAUGAAUCUGAAAAGAAUGAUGCACUUUUCAACGCACCUUCAUGGAAAUCAAAAGGCACCAGCAAUGAGUCUAGAUUUUCGUUUGCUAGACAGGAUAACCAACGGAACUUCCAAGAUUCAUCUUUCAGAAAUUGUGGCAGUGAUCAGAAUUUUAGCUUGCUAUCCCAGAAUUCUCAUGGCAACAGCUAUCAGAAUGGUGUUGCAUUCCAAUCGCUGGAGGAAGAUUUUUCAAAGAGCAAUCCUCUUGCUAUGUCAGAUAUAGCAACUGCUGGGUCUUCAAGGUCGAAAAUAUCUGCACCUCCUGGAUUUGCGGCACCAGCUAGGGUCCCACCUCCUGGAUUUUCAUCUCAGGACGGGUUGAAUCCCCCACCUGGAUUUUCUUCAGGAUUCUCAUCUCAGGAUAUGUUGAAUCACCCUCAUGGAUAUCCUUCGGGAUUUCCAUCUCAGGCUGGAUCUAAUCCCCCUCAUGGAUUUUCAUCUCAGCAUGGAUCUAAUCCCCCUCACGGAUUUUCAUCUCAGGCUGGGUCGAACCCGUCUCGUGGAUUUAAUUCUGGAUUUUCAUCCCAGGAUGGGUCUAACAAUAUUCCUCCUGGGUUUUCUUCUGCGUUUUCUGCUGGGUUUUCAUCCCAGAAUGGGUCUAACCAGGCGUAUGGCUCCACAUUCUCAGAAACUCGUCUACUUGAUAAUCUUUUUGGUAGCCACACCAAUCAAUAUCAACCUCAGAUAUCUAGACACACGAGUGACAUAGAAUUUAUUGAUCCUGCUAUAUUGGCUGUGGGCAAAGGGCGGAUGCCAGGAGUUAGUGAUUCAGGGUUGGAUUUGAAAAACGCUCCUUUUCCAGCACAAUUGCAGACAUCAAAUAAUGAUCCAAGACUUCAACUACUUAUGCAGCAGAGCAUGCCCUCUCAUCAAAACCUCAGAUAUACUGACCAUGUUCGAGAUGCAUUCAACCCUAUUCAGAAUGAUAAUUAUCUGGCAUCCCGACUUCUGCCACAGAACCAUGGUUCUCUAUCCCCUUAUGCACAGAUGUCACUCCAACAACCUAGAAACUCACAGCUUGCAAAUGGUCACUGGGAUGGCUGGAGUGAUUUGAGACAGGGGAAUAAUGUUCCCAUAUCGGACAUGUCGAGGAUGUUAUAUCCAACUGAAGCUAACAACUUUCACAUGCUGGGUUCAAAUGAUAUGUAUAACAGAACCUUUGGACUUUAG